GCUGCAAUGCGAGAGCCAUUUAUCAACUCAGAGAGAACAAAUAAAAUUAAAUAAAAUAUAAAAAGAGAGAUAGAAGGAGAUAGAGAGAGAAACCAAGAAAGAGAAGAGAGAUUGGUUGAAAGGGUCCUUCCAAGGUAGAGAGAGAUACAGAGAGAGAGAGAGAGAGGUUUUGGGAAUUGGUGUUGCUUCUUCGUGUGCGUUAAUUUGCUCGCACGGUUUGAGGAUUUUGUGGUUGGAUUCUGCAACAGUGAAGAGAAGCGGAGGCUCCGAUCUUGCCAUGUGGUGUGCGAGAGAUCUGUGAGGAACUCAACGGAAAAAAAAUGGCGUCGUCGGAGGUAUCGAUCAAGGGAAAUUCGGUGAACGGUAAAGGAGAGAACAGUUCCGGUGGCUUCAACGGUGGCAACGAUGUUAGGAACGCUGCAGGAGAGCUUCAGAAUGCUUCUUCCUCACCAUCCGCCAGAGACGCAGAAACAGCGCUUUACCGGGAGCUAUGGCACGCGUGCGCGGGUCCGCUGGUGACGGUGCCUAGAGAAGGAGAGCGCGUGUUCUAUUUUCCUCAAGGACAUAUUGAGCAGGUGGAAGCGUCGACAAAUCAGGUAGCGGAACAGCAUAUGCCGGUUUACGAUCUACCACCGAAGAUCCUUUGUCGGGUCAUCAACGUCAUGCUCAAGGCGGAGCCAGACACAGACGAGGUGUUUGCUCAAGUAACCUUACUUCCCGAGCCAAAUCAAGACGAGAAUGCGGUGGAGAAGGAGGGUCCCCCGGCACCGCCUCCUCGGUUUCACGUCCAUUCGUUUUGUAAAACGCUUACGGCUUCUGAUACGAGUACACACGGUGGAUUUUCGGUGUUGAGACGACAUGCUGAUGAAUGCCUUCCCCCGCUGGACAUGUCAAAGCAGCCACCUACCCAGGAGUUGGUGGCCAAGGAUCUGCACGGGAACGAGUGGCGAUUCAGGCAUAUUUUUCGGGGUCAACCGCGUAGACACUUGCUUCAAAGUGGUUGGAGUGUUUUUGUCAGCUCCAAGAGGCUGGUUGCUGGGGAUGCGUUUAUAUUUCUAAGGGGUGAGAAUGGGGAACUUCGCGUUGGUGUUAGGCGUGCAAUGAGGCAGCAGGGUAACGUUCCGUCCUCGGUUAUCUCGAGCCACAGUAUGCAUCUUGGUGUUCUUGCAACUGCUUGGCAUGCCAUAUUGACUGGAACCAUGUUUACCGUGUAUUACAAACCUAGGACUAGUCCAGCGGAAUUUAUAGUUCCUUAUGAUCAAUACAUGGAGUCCCUAAAAAAUAAUUACACCAUCGGGAUGCGCUUCAAAAUGAGGUUUGAAGGUGAAGAGGCUCCCGAGCAAAGAUUUACCGGUACCAUUGUGGGAAUUGAAGAUGCUGAUCCAAAAAGGUGGCCUAACUCCAAAUGGAGAAGUCUUAAGGUGAGGUGGGAUGAAACUUCUAACGUACGUCGUCCCGAGAGAGUUUCCCAAUGGAAAAUAGAGCCCGCUCUCGCUCCUCCUGCUCUUAAUCCUUUACCAAUGCCCAGGCCUAAAAGGCCUCGAUCUAAUGUGGUUCCAUCAUCCCCUGAUUCCUCUGUUCUUACCCGUGAAGCAUCAUCCAAAGUGAGUGUAGACCCUUUGCCAGCAAGUGGAUUUCAAAGGGUCUUGCAAGGUCAAGAAUUAUCGACCUUGAGAGUAAAUUUUGCCGAAAGCAACGAAUCUGAUACGGCAGAGAAGUCUGCAUGGUCAUCUGCUGCAGACGAUGAAAAGAUUGAUGUUGUUUCCACCUCUAGAAGGUAUGGAUCAGAGAGCUGGAUGUCAAUGGGAAGGCAUGAACCAACAUAUCCAGAUCUGCUUUCUGGCUUUGGGGUUCAUGGAGAUCAGGCUUCCCAUCCAUCAUUGGUUGAUCAAAAUGGUCCUGUAGCUAACCUUAGUAGAAAACAUUUUUUCGACCGCGAAGGCAAACAUAAUAUUCUCAGUCCAUGGCCUGUAGUGCCAUCUAGUCUAUCACUCAAUCUCUUGGACUCUAAUACAAAAGGCUCUGCUCAUGUUGGUGAUACAACUUCUCAAGUUCGAGGGAGAUUUGGCAGUGCAUUUGGUGACUAUACUGUGCUUCAUGGACACAAAGUUGAUCAUUCACAUGGAAACUUUUUGAUGCCACCACCACUGUCAACUCAAUAUGAGAGUCCUCGUUCUAGAGAACUGUUACCCAAACCAAUAUCAGGAAAACCUUCCGAGGUAUCAAAACCGAAGGACAGUGACUGUAAGUUAUUUGGCAUCUCACUUCUUAGUAGCCCCAUUGCUCUGGACCCUUCUGUGUCACAAAGGAAUGUUGCAAUCGAGCCACUUGGUCACAUGCAUACUACACAUCAACACCGCACAUAUGACAAUGACCCGAAGUCUGAGAAUUCAAGGGGAUUGAAACCGGCUGAUGGUGUGCUGAUUGACGACCAUGAAAAGCCUACGCAAACUUCUCAGCCACAUCUGAAAGAUGUUCAACCCAAAUCUAAUAGUGGUUCUGCCAGAAGUUGCACUAAAGUUCACAAGAAAGGGAUUGCACUUGGUAGGUCGGUGGACCUCACAAAAUUCAGUGCAUAUGAUGAAUUAAUUGCUGAAUUGGAUGAAUUAUUUGAAUUCGGAGGUGAAUUAACCUCUCCUCAAAAAGAUUGGCUUAUUGUCUACACUGAUAAUGAGGGCGAUAUGAUGCUUGUUGGUGAUGAUCCGUGGCAGGAAUUUGUUGCUAUGGUGCGAAAAAUUUAUAUCUAUCCCAAAGAGGAGAUUCAGAAAAUGAGCCCGGGUACCUUAAGUUCAAAGAACGAAGACAAUCAAUCGGGUAGUGAAGGUGCAGACGGUCAACAAGAAAAUAAAUGUCAGCUGAAUCAUUCAGCUUCGGAGGCCUGAUAAUUCGUAUAGAUUUUGAUUUCCAUAGCUUCCAGAUUCCGAACUGGAGUGAGUGGAAAGUAGUAGGUGACUGUCAUAAAGCCAUCCCCAGUUGGAGAAUAUGACCUGAAGAAGAAAAUUCUAAUUCUGGAUCUGACUGUUUUAUAAAGUGACUGCAUGUGUUUGGAAUCAGAAUAUGGAUGGCAUGGAGGAGUAUCCAUCCAAUUUUGGACCUCGUCGUUGAAGUAGUAGUAUUAGUAUAUAUGCCUUCCCUGUUAGAAACUCCUAGUAUAGUAGUAUGUAAUUUCCUACCCUGUACAUAGUUUUACUCUCUGCUUCCUUAGAACCCGAACUCAUUAAUGUAAUUAAGUUCUUCAUAUACAAGGGCGGUGAUCUGAUUUUAAAUAUGAUUGUCUCUUAUUUUAGUGGGGUAGUUUGUGGCAGUAUUGUGAACUCUUGGAAAAUCACUGGAUAUUUAAAUAUUGAUUGAUAUGCUUUUGGGGAUGUAUAA
Molecule: messenger RNA, 3372 nt
Organism: Vigna unguiculata (cowpea)
Lineage: Eukaryota; Viridiplantae; Streptophyta; Magnoliopsida; Fabales; Fabaceae
Gene: ARF2
Product: auxin response factor 2
Biological process (GO): response to hormone; regulation of DNA-templated transcription
Cellular component (GO): nucleus
Molecular function (GO): DNA binding
Source: RefSeq, a predicted model, not a curated record